Myxocyprinus asiaticus (Chinese sucker) is the source of this 1104-nucleotide messenger RNA. It is a transcript of the gene gng10, whose product is annotated as guanine nucleotide binding protein (G protein), gamma 10. The transcript has 3 exons. Gene Ontology annotation, molecular function: G-protein beta-subunit binding. Gene Ontology annotation, biological process: G protein-coupled receptor signaling pathway. The coding region runs from base 78 to 284 and encodes 68 amino acids. The record is from RefSeq and is a predicted model, not a curated record. Gene Ontology annotation, cellular component: heterotrimeric G-protein complex. NCBI's taxonomy places the organism in Eukaryota, Metazoa, Chordata, Actinopteri, Cypriniformes, Catostomidae.
CAUUCACUCACACUCAUUAGACACAUUUCACUGCACUCUGUCCUGUUAGUAUUUCACUCUGAGGAAUUAAACUCACCAUGUCUUCAAACUCAAACCUCACAAACAUGAGACGGACUGUUGAGCAGCUCAAACUUGAAGCCAGCGUGGAGAGAAUCAAAGUUUCUCAGGCCGCGGCUGAACUACAGGAGUAUUGCCUCCAGAACGCCAGCAAAGAUGCACUUCUGGUCGGAGUCCCAGCAGGCAGUAACCCGUUCAGAGAACCGCGCUCCUGUGCCCUCCUCUAAACUCAUGGAGAGUGGAGGGAUCUCAAUGGAACUCUAAUAAAUGAUGCAGCAGCAGAGGUGAAACAUGGGAUGUAUUGUGCAAGUCUGAGGAUGCCUUAUAUUUCAAAUGUUUUGUUUUAUUUGUUGUGCCACAAGUAUGUUAAUACGAAUAUGUUUAAGUUAUACUCUGCUUUGGGUUGAACAGUGCAGAGUGAUAUGAAAGUAAAGCAUUAUUGCAUUUUUAAUGGAUUAGAAGAAAUUAUUUAAAUGUAUCAAGAAAUCCCAUUGUUAUUGUCAAGUCUGUGAAUUGCUGUCUAAUUAAUGUAUCCAAAAGAAACAGAUGUGCCCAAGUGCAAUACUGGACCAGAUUAAUAGUUCUUUGUGUACAACACAGAAUUGACAGUAAAAAAAAAAUAUUCAGUGAGAAUAUUGAAAGCUUUUAUUUUCACUUUAUGCACAGAAUUAAAAAAUUAAACAACCCAUGUAUAAAAUCAUAAAGCCUCUGUGGGUUGUUAAAUUAAUCUCAAUUCUUUCUUACAUAUUAAGUGCAUAAACGGUACCUCUACAGAUUGAAAUCCUAGCUUUAUCAUAACCGUCUGCGUCCGUCUCCCCAAUGUGACUGAACUGCAUUUAUAAGAAAAGAGUCUCUUAUGGUGAUUGUGGACAGUGCUGAAGAUGAAGGAUGUCAUAGACUCGACAUGUUCCUCUCAUGGGUAAAGAAAGGAAUUGAGGGCACAUUCUGUUGCUCUGCUGAUAAUCUCAUCCAUCUGGGUGGACACAAAGUUACUUCUGUAACUAAUUUAUCUGUGACAUAUUAAACUGAAAGUGAAGAUUCUCUGCA